This is a messenger RNA of Polyodon spathula (Mississippi paddlefish), 3498 nucleotides long. RefSeq names its product F-box only protein 41-like. The transcript is spliced from 12 exons. Lineage: Eukaryota; Metazoa; Chordata; Actinopteri; Acipenseriformes; Polyodontidae. Gene Ontology annotation, molecular function: protein binding. Bases 167 to 2608 code for a protein of 813 amino acids. The record is from RefSeq and is a predicted model, not a curated record.
UAGCAGUAAGAGAUUGAUGUGUCUCAUUUAACAACUACGGAACUGGACAAUAUUACUUCUAGUCUGCUCUCUUGAUACCAUGCUGUCUGGGUUCACGAUGAGAGGAGCACUGCCCACCUUGGAAAGUGCACCGACAGCUGGCUUCGUGGUUGAUCGUGAGUGAGGAAUGGCCUCUUUGGACCUACCUUACCGCUGUCCACGUUGCGGGGAAAACAAACGUUUCCAGAGCCUGUCCUCCCUUAGAGCUCACCUGGAGUAUAACCACACCUAUGAGACCCUCUACGUCCUGUCAAAGUCCAACAGUGUGUGCGACGCCACCCUCAUCCCCUUGGUGUCUGACGGGCCCCUGCUGAGACGAAAAGACGUCUUCGAGAGCACCUCUUUCAGCGCAAAGGAGCACCACUAUCCCUACGACCUGCCGUGUGCUAAUGAUCUGGGCCUGACCGCAGAAGUUACUUGCUACAUCCCCAAUGUAGAGAUUCCCCUGAGUGGCAUUUUUGUCAAGGAAGGUAUGACCUCCACCACACCUCCCACUCACACUGCCGUCACAGCAGCUACUGCUGCAGCCAGUGCUGUGGAAGCCGCCUACGAGGAAGGGCUGGCCCGGCUGAAGGUGCGAGCCUUCGAGAAGCUGGAGCUAGACGAGCGGCUAGAAAAGCUCUCGGAGGAGGUGGAAGAGAAGAUUGCGGCCCGUGUGGGCCGCAUGCAGGUGGAGCUGGAGAAGAAGAGUUUGGAACUGGAGAAGGCCAAGCAAGAGAGCAUUCGGCUCGACCAGGAGAAGCAGGAUCUGGAGAAUAAGGCCAUGGAGCUCUCCCGUCAGGUGGACGUCUCCGUGGAGAUGCUGGCCACCCUCAAGCAGGACCUGGUUUCCAAGGAGCAGGAGCUCAACAGGAAGCAGCAGGAGGUGGCGCAGAUUGACCAGUUCCUGCAGGAGACAGCAGCGCGGGAGGCCAACGCGAAGGUGCGUCUGCAGCAGUUCAUCGAGGAGCUCCUAGACCGGGCCGACCGCGCCGAGAAGCAGCUCCAGAGCAUCAGCAGCAGCGGCACCACUCCCAACGGCAGCCUGAGCCGCUGCAGUGUGCCGGGAUGCAAGAGCACCGGCCGACAGAGGGAAAGGAACUCUGGCUCUGUUUCUCGAGGAAUGUAUGAGGUACCGGAUCGAUGCUCUUCAGCAAGCACUGGAGCCUCCAGCCGGGUGAAGAUGUUGUCGCAGGGCUCGGGGGGGUACGACAGUGACAGCAUUGAGAUGCACCCCCUGAAGGAGUGCCCCGAGGCACAGUACUACCACGUGCAGUGCCAGUCAGGGGAGGUGGGGUUUGAGAGGGCCAGCAUGUCACAGAACUGGGGGCUGAGGAAACAUGCCAUCCAGAACUGGCAUCGGCGGCCCUACCACAACAGCACCGAGGGGGAGGAGGGAGACGUAUCCGAUGGGGGCUCCCGCACCACUGAAUCCGAGGCUGAGGUCUGGGAGCAGGAGAGGAGGGCCUCUUCAGAGACACAGCAGUCCAACUCCAACAAAGGCAGCAGGGGAUACAGGCUCGGCACAGGUCGGUCAGAGGGCAGGUAUAAACCCUGCCGGCACGAGAAGCACAGCCCUUCUCAGUCGAACGAGGUGAUUAGCCCGGAGAUUCUCAAAAUGAGGGCUGUGCUGUUCUGCAUCUUCACCUACCUGGACACAAAGACCCUGCUGCGGGCCGCCCAGGUCUGCAAGGACUGGAAGUUUGUGGCCCGGCACCCUGCAGUGUGGACCCGGGUGCUGCUGGAAAAUGGCCGGAUAUCCUCCAAGUUUAUGACAACCGUGUCUCAGUGGUGUACCCAGACACACUCCCUCAUCCUCCAAAACCUCAAACCACGACAGAGGGGGAAGAAGGAGACAAAAGAGGAGUACUUGAAAAGCACACGAGGCUGUCUGGAGGUGGGGCUGGAGGCUCUGCUGAAGGCUGCAGGAGGCAAUCUCCUGAUCCUGAAGAUCUCACACUGCCCCAGCGUGCUGACUGACCGCUCCCUGUGGCUCGCCAGCUGCCACUGCCGUGCUCUGCAGGCCGUAACCUACCGGAGCGCCACUGAUCCAGUUGGCCAGGAGGUGAUCUGGGCACUUGGGGCAGGCUGCAGAGACAUUAUUUCACUGCAGGUGGCGCCACUUCACCCAUGCCAACAGCCUGCUCGAUUCAGUAACCGCUGCCUUCAAACCAUUGGCCGAUGCUGGCCCCACCUGCGAGCGCUGGGUGUUGGUGGUGCGGGGUGUGGCAUCCAGGGCCUGGCAUCGUUAGCGCGGAACUGCAUGCGGCUGCAGGUGCUGGAGCUGGAUCAUGUGAGUGAGAUCAACCAGGAGGUGGCGGCAGAGGUGUGUCGAGAGGGACUGAAGGGGCUGGAGAUGCUGGUGCUUACCUCCACCCCGGUCACGCCCAAAGCUCUGCUGCAUUUCAACAGUGUGUGUCGGAAUCUGAAAUCCAUUGUGGUGCAGAUUGGGAUUGUGGAUUACUUUGAAGAUCCUAACAGCCCUGAAGCCAGGAAACUCUUUGAGGAAAUGGUGAACAAACUGCAGGCACUAAGGAAAAGGCCAGGUUUUUCAAAGAUUCUUCAUGUCAAGGCAGAUGAAGUUUGUUAACCCUGCUUCAGUACUGAUAAGACAGACACACUUUACCUCAGAAAAACAAGACACAAUCUGAAUACGUUCUUUGCGGCUUACCAGGAAAAAACAAACAAACAAAACAAGCAGCAAUGCCAUUACAAAUCAGUUCACACUUAUUGCAGACACAGUUGGCUUGGAGGCCAUAUUAUUUAAUAAUGGGAUCUCUUUUGUGCAAAUUGUUGCCAGUCCAGAAACUGUCCUCCUUGUAAAUCGUAUGGUGCCAGGGUGGGAAGAGCAUAGACUUAUAUUUCUAGAGAACAGUCACAGUGUACGUCUGAGUAUUUUAUAUUGUUUCCAUGCUCCUGUGACUGGGAGAAAACCUUUGGUGACAGUGAGCGUUCGAAAAGACGAAACCACAAAACCACCUCUCACCCCCUGCUCCUUGCCAAACAGACAAGACAAUUGCUUUCCUAAUAGCGCAGGACAAUUAAACAUUUUCCACACAGCAACCUUUGUAUGUUGUAUUAGUAUAAUCCAAACCAUGCUUUGUAACUGCAGUACGUUUCAGCCACACAGAACAGAAUUAACUCUCUCUACUUCCCAAACUACAAACCUGCAGGCACAACCAACUGCAAACCCAGUCAGUGCUUUCCAAGCUUGCUAAACUCAGUAUUCUCAAACUCAACUGGGAUUACUUUUGCGUUUAACCAGCUGACAGGACUACUGAACUGAUUUUGGGAGAAUCUGGGGGAGUAAACUUCAGUGAAAGGUUUGUGGAUAAAACAUGUUCAUUCCUCCCCCUUUCUCUUCUUCCCACCGAGAAAUCAUGCAACGAUGAGACCAAAUCCACCUGUUCAGAGAGAGAGAAGAAAAGUUUUGCAUCACCCUCUAGAAUUUACUAAUUCUGUUUCAUUAAGCCGAACAAA